Momordica charantia (bitter melon) is the source of this 2807-nucleotide messenger RNA. Its product is annotated as mechanosensitive ion channel protein 10. Gene Ontology annotation, biological process: transmembrane transport; monoatomic anion transport; detection of mechanical stimulus. Gene Ontology annotation, molecular function: mechanosensitive monoatomic ion channel activity. Gene Ontology annotation, cellular component: plasma membrane. NCBI's taxonomy places the organism in Eukaryota, Viridiplantae, Streptophyta, Magnoliopsida, Cucurbitales, Cucurbitaceae. The record is from RefSeq and is a predicted model, not a curated record.
GCGAAGGAAGCCAUUGCGAACUUUGAUGUUCGUCUGUGUCAAGUAGUAGCGGCGCCCUCUGUUCCCCAUUUCUACUCUGUUUUCUGCACCGUCUCCUUCUUCUCUUCUUCUAAUUUGCUUUUUCUUCGCCAUUUUUCUCUCUCGUUGUCUGAAAGCAAUGGAAAUCCGCCACUCUUAUUGACCCAAUUUGGUUCUCUCUCUCUUUGUUUCCUCCGAGGCAUUUUCAGGGCUCAAUAACCGCUGCAAUUGCAAACUCUGAAUCUGAGAGCUUCUUCUUUUUUUUUUCCCAGGGUUUUGUGGUUCUACUGACUGUUAUGCGAGUAAGAGGUUGAAAGUAGAAAAUGGCGGAUAAGGAAGGAACGGAACAGGUUGUUUUACGGAUUUUGGACUCCGAAGGAGCGGUUGAUGGAACUAAAGAUCACACUAAACGCUCUGUUGCUUCCCAUCCUGAUUUUGAGCUUAAGGAAACUCGGAGUAUUAGGUGCACAAUACCGCAGUCUGGGGUUGGGAGCUCUCCUUCGCCGGAGAUUGCCAGAAUGAGUCCCCUUAAACCUCCAAAAAUUCCAGUCGAAUCGACAGUUCGGCGCCCAUCAUUUGCUCGUUCGUCAUUUUCCAAGCCUAAAUCAAGACUAGUAGAGCCGCCUUGUCCCGGUGGUGCAAAUUUGGCAGAAGAUAAGGCCCAAGCGAAAUCAACAUCUGGUUCACCGUACAAUAACUCCCCUGCUAAGAUUACCACCGCCACUAGUCCUCGAGAUGCUUUGAAGUCGGCCCCGAUAACUCCCAAGACUCCAUUGAUUGGAUCUAUUGGAAGUGAGGAGGAAGAUGAUGAAGAGGUUUACAAAACUGCAGAAUUGAAGGUGAAAGAGAGAUCAGGGAGAAAGUUGAAAAUCACCAUCUUGAUCGAAUGGGUUGCUUUUUUGUGCAUAACAGGGUGUUUCAUUGCUAGCUUAACGAUACACAAGUUGCAGACUACAGAGAUCUGGGGAUUGGGACUGUGGCAAUGGUGUGUGCUGGUAUUAGUAAUUUUCUGUGGUCGUUUAUUUUCGCAAUGGUUUAUCAAUUGUCUGGUUUUCUUGAUUGAAAGAAACUUUCUACUCAGAAGAAAGGUUCUUUAUUUUGUCUAUGGGCUGAGGAAGAGUGUUAUAAUUUUUAUUUGGUUGGCCUUGGUUCUUCUGGCAUGGGGUCUAUUAUUUGAUCAUAGCAGAAAGAGAUCUAAGAAAGCCAAUGAUAUUCUGAAUUAUGUUACACGAGCUCUUGCUGCAUCUCUUGCUGGAGCAGGCUUGUGGCUGCUGAAAACUCUGUUGGUGAAGAUACUAGCCGCUUCUUUUCAAUGCACUCGGUUCUUCGAUCGGAUUCAAGAAUCGAUCUUCCAUCAGUAUAUCCUGCGCACUCUAUCAGGACCCCCACUGAUAGAGAUGGCAGAGAGGGUUGGGAGAACAGCAAGCACAGGGCAAUUGAGUUUCAGGCAUUUGAAGAAACAAAGCGAUGGUGGGAACGAAGGGAAGGAAGAGGUGAUCGAUGUUGAUAAGCUCAAAAAGAUGAAACAAGAGAAAAUCUCUGCUUGGACCAUGAGAGGGCUGAUCAAUGUUAUAAGGAGUUCAGGGCUGUCCACCAUCUCUAAUACAAUAGAGAAUUUUAAUGAGGAAGAGAGUGAGCAAAAAGAUAAGGAGAUCAACAGUGAAUGGGAGGCAAGGGCUGCAGCUUACCAAAUUUUCAGGAAUGUGGCGAAACCCGGUAGCAAGUAUAUUGAUGAAGAGGACCUCUUUCGUUUUAUGAGUAAGGAGGAGGUUGAGAAUGUGCUCCCGUUGUUUGAAGGAGCAGUCGAGACCGGAAAAAUCAAGCGAAAAACGCUGAAGAAUUGGCUGGUGAACGUUUAUGUCGAACGCAAGUCGCUCGCCCACUCGUUGAAUGACACCAAGACUGCAAUAGAGGAGCUAAACAAGCUUGCUUCAGCAGUUGUUCUGAUAGUGAUUAUCAUUGUAUGGCUGCUUCUGAUGGGUCUCUUGACAACGCAAAUACUUGUCUUCAUUUCAUCUCAGCUUCUGCUGGUGGUUUUCAUGUUUGGUAACACUGCCAGAACUGUGUUUGAAGCCAUCAUAUUCGUAUUUGUGAUGCAUCCAUUCGACGUGGGGGAUCGUUGUGUUGUAGAUGGUGUACAGAUGGUUGUGGAAGAGAUGAACAUUUUGACCACAAUUUUCUUGAGAUUUGACAAUGAGAAGAUCUUCUAUCCAAAUUCAGUUCUCGCCACCAAACCCAUCAGCAACUUCUACAGAAGCCCCGAAAUGAGCGAUUCGAUCGAAUUCUCUGUCGACUUUUCCACAUCAAUUGAAAGCAUUGGAGCUCUAAAAGCAAGAAUAAAAUCAUACCUGGAAAGCAAACCGCAGUUCUGGCGGCCGGGCCACAGCGUCGUCGUCAAGGAGAUCGAGAACGUUAACAAGAUGAAGAUGGGUCUAUACGUGAAUCACACCAUAAACUUUCAGAACUACGGCGACAAGAGCAGUCGGAGAUCGGAUCUAGUGUUGGAGCUGAAGAAAAUUUUGGAAGAACUGGGCAUCAAGUACCAUCUCCUACCUCAAGAAGUGUAUCUCAACUCUGUGGGUUCAGCAGCUCCUAUGGUGCCCCCAUCGCCGAGAUGAAAUUGAAGAAACAUUCUUUCAAGUCACUCAUUUUUUUGGGGUCUCAUGUUCUGUUGCCUCAGCCUUCUGGUUUUGUCUUUGCUUCAAAUGGCUUCAAUGGAAACGAGAGGGCUGAAGAUGAUGUUUGUAAUUUGAGCUGUAUAAGGGGAAAGGAAAUGUAUAAUAUUUAAU